Molecule: messenger RNA, 573 nt
Organism: Mollisia scopiformis
Lineage: Eukaryota; Fungi; Ascomycota; Leotiomycetes; Helotiales; Mollisiaceae
Product: ankyrin
Exons: 1
Molecular function (GO): protein binding
Source: RefSeq, a predicted model, not a curated record
GUCACACCUCUUCAUCUUGCUACAGCAGGAAGAGAUAUUGACCUUGUUCAGAGAUUUCUAGGAAAGGGAGCGAGAAUCAAUUCAAAGACUUCACCAGGUGGUGCCUCUCCGCUCACGUAUGCGGCUGAACUUGGGGACAUUGCCAUGCUCCGUCUACUCUUGGGCAAGGGUGCUAUAGUCGACAAUAGAGACGACUAUGGUCUCACUCCAAUGCACAGCGCAGCAAAUGGGGGCUUUACGGAAGUGGUCAUUGCCUUGCUGGGAAAGGGAGCUAACGUUGGCGCCGAAGGUAGUGAUGGGCUCCAAGCACUUCACCUUGCUGCUGGCGGAGGUCACUCAGCGCUAACAAGGACCCUAAUUCGAAGAGGAGCUUCUGUGAAUGCGACGACUCAUGAUGGAUUCACGCCUCUACAUUUGGCUGCAGCAACUAGCGGAACCGCGGAUGCCGUACGAACUCUCGUUAACGAAGGGGCUGAUGUUGAUAAACGCGAUAGCUUUGGCGCAUCACCCUUGGAUCUAGCUGUUUCUAACAGCAACCUGGAGGCAGCGGAUAUAUUGCUGAAUCAUGGUGCC